Messenger RNA from Trichobilharzia regenti, 4929 nucleotides. The record is from the annotation of a GenBank genome assembly. Lineage: Eukaryota; Metazoa; Platyhelminthes; Trematoda; Strigeidida; Schistosomatidae.
AUGUUUUACGAAGACCUUACUGUAGGUGUGUACGAUCAACGCAGCGCGGCGGCUUUACGACAGACCUCCAGAAAUCAAAGUGAGAUUGCUACGUCAAAUACAACUGAAGAAGUGGAUUCCAUUGGGAACUCUAAUGAAGCGGUAAGCUCGUCCAAUGCAUUCAAUCGAUCAGUACCUGGUGAAUUGUUUUUGGCUUCCUCACCGUCGUCUGCUGGUGCAUCGCCUUCACCUCCUCCUAUACCGAGACGCACACUCCAGCUACGUAGAAUGGGUGAAACUCACCACUCAUCACAGCCUCUAGCCUCAUCCACGGCAAAUACCUCGGGCCUAUUUUCUCGCCACAGCCCCAGGUCUGUAUUCGUCCGCCAUCCAUAUGUUCAACUAGUUAUCUCAUCACGUGAAAAUUUAUCACGCCAGAAUGAGUCAGCAAAUGGAAAUAUUAUAACCCACGAAUUUUCUGACGACGAUAGUGGUCAUUUAAUACGUUCUGAAGGUGUCACCAGAUCCGGAAGAAGAACCACAGGCCGUAUGUCAGCAACAAACACACGUUCAGUGUCUUCCUCAAAUACUGUAUCUGCUUGUCUUUCACCACGUACCAGGCAUAACAGACGCUCUCAAAAUGCCCUUGAACGUUCAAGUAUUCGAGCUGCAUUAGCUACUGCAAGAUCCCCGUGUCGUGAAAGUGAUGAUGAUUGUGUAAUAUGUUUGUGCAAAAAGUCAAACCGCUGUGUGGUAUUGCCGUGUAUGCAUACAUUUUGUUUCGAUUGUAUUUAUCGAUGGUUAUGUAUCAAUCCUUCUUGUCCACUGUGUAAAUGUUUGGUUGAAAGAAUUAUUUACUCCAUCAUUUCUGAUACCGAAUACACUGAAAUAUUGGUAUCUGACCUACACAGAGACGAUGGGUUUAUUACAGUGAAUAGCUUGCCAGCUGAAAUGGAGAUAGAUGAAGAAUACUUAGACCCACCUGCAGGAGACGACACCGUUCCACAACCACACCAUCGUUAUAACUAUCAGCAAUUGGGUACUCAUCUUCUGAACUACUUGAAUAAUAUUACUCGUUUAUCGGCCGAUGGGACACUACUUGUACCUCCUCUUGUUUUACCUGGAAGCUCAAAUGUCGAUUCUUCAUCAAGCACGUCGCAAACAAGGAAUUCGACAGUUCCGAAUAAUGAAAAUUGUGUUACUUUUUUAAUCUCCUUGGUUGACCGUGCUAUUCGACUCGGUUCUACUGUAAUUAACGAUGGCUUAUUGCUCCGUCAGUUGGUGUAUGUUUUUCAGCUUUAUUCAUUUCCUGAAGGAGAGCCAGAAUUCAUACGAAACCUCAGUCCCGAAUUCCUAGCAACAAAUGAAACUUAUCGUCACAGACUUGCAGCGUUUAUCCGUCGUGACUUACGUGUUAUAGCUCCAUGGCUGGCAUAUGAUGUUUCUCAUGGUUCGCAGAGUAAUAGUGAACAUUUCAGUGUUGAAUCUUAUAAUGCUGCUGUGACAACGCCCCUUAUUUAUGGUGCCCCUGGCUUGGAAGCUGAAACAAGAGAAUUAGAUGGUCUGACUAAUUUGGUCCUCCAACACAUAUGUACAGUUCACAUUACAAAUCAGCAAUCGAUUGUUGAUCUUCUGGGGAGUCAGCCUGCUCUUCAUUCGUCACUGGUACCCACUGCAUACCUUCGUCAUUUUGCUUCAGAAGUUUUACAGUUUGCUAUGUUUGAUGGAACUAUAGAGCAGUACGACCGUGCGGUUUCUUUACUUCAGCGUAGAAUAGGUCAGGCUGGAUUAUCAAAUGAAAGAGAACCAUGUAGGCUUUAUCAACGGCUCUCUUUUGAUCGCCGCUUAGUUGUGUAUGUUGCUGCUAAUUCUCGGGUUCAUCCCCGUACAGGUUUUAUUCAACCCCGGGGUUUUAUCUAUCCUUUAGCCAAUUGGUUAUUACAAAGACUUUUUGUUCAUACCGUAUGUGAUAGUCAUCCCGACAUUAUUGCCGAAACAGGUAAUCGGCCCAACUCACCAAACAUAGUGUAUUGUUCGGGACCAUUACUUGGAUGUCAUUCUUAUUGUUGUCGCCUAACAGGUACUGGUUAUAGUCUUCUGGAAGCCAUUUUUUCUCUCUUCACAUUAAGGAGUCAGGUUUCGGGAGAAACUACGAAUACAUUACCUGAUGACACUGUUAACACUCCCAGAAUUUAUUUCAGCCAGCUUUUAUACCAACGCAUAUUGAGUGAAUGUAUUGAUCACGCACGCUUUAGUGAAGCUCUAAGUACGCAUUUCAGUCUGUAUAAUAAUUGCUUCCCCGUGAUACGCGUGACACCUCAAAGUUCAGAAGGUAAUCCACCUAUUUCUGCCUCCGCUCAUCGUACUGACAAUACAAAUUCCGUUCGUAAUGUAAAUAACAUCCCAGUAUAUUCUGCCCACUUGAGAUCAGCUUUGCUGAUGUACCCACUAGCAUUAAGACGUCUGGAUGGUCUUCUUCUUCUCUUCUCAGCAAGAGUCUCUGGUUUAAGUAAUGAUCGAGAGCGAAUGGUCAGCGAAUUGCUUCAUAUGCCGCUGUUGUCACUGAACAAUAAACCUUCAACAGUUAUUGAUCUCACAAACUCUACAACUGCAGUUAGCGGAUCACAAACAAUUUUAACGCGCUCAGAAAGUCAACCACAAUCCUUGCAAAGCGUGAAUACUACUAGAGCACCUUACGCUUCAAGAUUGUCAUUUAUCGAUGGGGAAUUCCUAACUCAUGUCGACCAUUCUUCGAUUUCGUCAAAUAGUACUCAUGUGGUUUGUAGUGAUAUUAAUUCUGUUAAUUCGAAUUCUGCUGUAUCCAAUCAACCGACACCUAGUAACACAUUUUGCUUUCAAGAUAGUCGAAGUUCUUCUUUAAGAACACUGGCUAACGAAACUAUCUCAAUUCGAAAUUCAUCCAGUGGCUGCCCUGAAACAGCCCAAUAUCUUAUUAUAUCUUCGGAUUCGUCUGAUGAAGAAGUGACCGUCCAUCGUAAGGUUACUGGAACUGCUGUUAAACUCAUAGAGACAACUUCUGAUGAAUCUGAACAUGAUAAUAAUUCCUGCCGAAAUGAAUUGAGAAAUACUUGUGGAUGUGAGGAAUACCAUUGUUCAUCACACGGGACAGACCCUAGUAUAUCUUUACAAAGCAAUAUGCCGCUUACGAAUAUGUAUGCAUCUACUUCAGCUCAAACAACACAGAAUAAUACGGCUAGUCAUUUUGUGGUUACAUCCAAUAACUCAGUUGAUAAUACAGAAGAUACUACUAAGGAAGGUUCAGUCAACUUAUCGCUUUCAUGUACUCGUAUUUCAAGUAGUAAUCGGGCUGAUUCAAUCACUAAUCAGCAGUCAUCCAUAACUGGUCAUGAAGAAUCUAUGAAAAUCUAUGAAGCAUCCGAAACAGUUUUUCCAUCUUCAUCAAAAGAUUGGAAAACAUCAAUGACUGCAAAGUAUAAACUUUCAGUAACUGACGGUAGUGACACAACACAAUCACUUUCCUCAGAAAAUACUAGAACUACAGCUAGUGUGUACGCGCCAACUACCCUGUCUCCUAGAAAUUCUUUGAAGCUUUAUUAUCACUCCCUGACAAAACGUCCAUCAUACUACCAUCGUCGUAAACGCAAGUUGGAUUUCAAUUUAAAUCACUCAGAAAGCACGGAUAGUGAUUGUGAACUUGUUGGAGAAUCAAUAAAGAUAUGUGAUGAUUGUUCCUGUUCCGUUUCCGAAACGAGUUCGUCUUCCUUAGAUGGUCCUCAGAAUGCUGCAAAACUCAGUCCUACACUAAUUCAUUUUUGCAGUCCAUCCAAAUGUAAAAGCUCUCACAAGAAACAUCAUAGUUAUUGUAACCAUCAUGAGCGAUCAUGCUGUUGCCACAAUCAAUCAAAGUGUCGCGAAAAAACUAUCAUUCAGAUCCCCGAUGAACUAAUUUACUUGAAUAAUCCAACUUCUCCUGUUGUUAUUUCAGAUGAUACUGAUGAUAUUACUGAGUCUCAUAAGGUUGUUGGUGGAAAUAGGAUUGAUUCAAUACACGCCAAUCAACAUAUUUAUUCGGAGAACCAGGAAACUACUGUGUCACAACUACCUCAUGUUUCCGUCAUUAAUGUAGGCACUUCGCUGUCAUUUUCAGCUGGAACAGGACGCAGUGCAUCGCCUAAUCAUUGUCAAAAUGAUUCUGUUUGUUCUCACCAGACUUAUAAUAUAAAUUCCGGUUCUGAACCACAUGUUAGAAUGCUUGAACCUUCUACUGCCGAUGAUUUUUAUCGCGUGCUUGAUAAAUAUGCCAGUCAAAGUUAGGGUUCAACACAUGUGGCUUCCAGAGCAGAUGAAACACCUGUCCCAUCAUCAUCUCGUCAUAAAUCCAAUCAAACAGAUAACAUAAAUUUACCAUCUUCUAGUACAUCCAGGUUACCCAAUCGCGGGACACAAAAGGAUCAUGAAGUGUUAAAUCAAUCGAAUCAGUAACAACAUAGUCUGUUCCUCUUUGAAUUUGUCUAAUUGAAUACCACGUGUAUCUCCAGUGAAACAAUCGGCAUUUUGUGAUUUCUCUGUAUAUAGAAAUGAAGUAACGUCGAUAAAUGUCUGAGUGUGGCUUUAAUAAAAAAAUAAAGAGUAAGAAAAGACACAAACAGCUCCCACAUUGUUUUCGUUAAUUGUUGAGUUUUUUUUAUAAAUUAUUAUAUGCUCCAUAACAUUUAAGUAACAAACAUUAUAUUGUGUAAAGAGCUUCAUUUUUAUGUUCUAAUCAAUGUAUUAACUAGAUAGAUUUUUAUGAAGAAAGCUAUGUUGUAAUUCGUUUCUGUUGUUAAAUUUGUUCAUGUUCAUGAUCCUGUGUACUACCACUUGUUAAAAAUGUUUAGAAAUAUCAAUCCCUAUUGUUAUCUUUAUCAGAAAAUAUCUAUUUGCCUAAACCUUGAAAUCACGUAGAUGCAAAUGUAAAAUUGAUUACUG